AUGAAAGACAGGCUAUCCGAUUUGCAUCAGAGCUCUAAGAAGGAAAUGUCAUUGUCCGCUUUGGUGGAGCGGCUGGACGAGGAAUGCACAGAUACAUCCGAGAAAACGAAUUUGUUAAACAAAGCUAGUAGCAGCAAGGUCGACACGUUUCUAACGCGUGUGGAUAGGUUGAUAAAUGAUAUGAAUGGAAUGGAAACGUUACUGGAUGAAAUAAAAGAUUGGCAUUGGAAAAUCAUUGUGGAACCAGGAGAUCAUCCUGAAAUGAAUAUACGGUUAAAUGACGCAGUGGUUUCUUACACGACAAUGCUUUAUAAAACUCAGGCUGCUCUUAAGAGUUUAAAUGCCGAAGUCGAUCGGCAAUUUAACAAAUCAACAGAUGAAAGUGCUCAAACGGUGGAGGCACGUAUCAGAAGAAACCAGGUGAUGACGCUAACAAAACGGCUCCAAGGUCUAUUGAUUGUUUUCAAUGACGAACAGUUAACAUACAAAGAUAAAUGCAAGCGGAAAAUUCAGUCGUACUUGAAAAUUUCUGACAACGCAGUGAACGAAGAAGAUCUCGAAGCGAUCAUCGAAAAAGGAACUUUAUUUGAGCACACAAAAGUGCUGAUGUUGGCGGAACGGGAUAAGAAAGCUUUAUAUGAUGAAGUAAAGACACGUCAUGAGGAUAUUGUGAAAUUGGAAAGCAGUAUAAAGGAGUUGCACGGCCUCUUCGUCGAAUUAGCAACUCUCAUCCAGAGCCAGAGCGAAAUGUUAAAUAACAUAGAGCGAAAUGUUGAAAGUGCAGUGGAAUAUGCACAGAAAGCUCACAUGAAUAUGAUCAAAGCGAAAAAUAUGAGGGCAAAUGUCCGAAAGGUUGUUCAUACUACAAUAACAAAUUUUUAG
Molecule: messenger RNA, 882 nt
Organism: Cercopithifilaria johnstoni
Lineage: Eukaryota; Metazoa; Nematoda; Chromadorea; Rhabditida; Onchocercidae
Source: the annotation of a GenBank genome assembly